CUGCUGGCAAGCGGAUGGAUGUGCGCGCAGUGGGGCAUUAUGGCCCUGCUGCUCGCCGCCUUUGGCGUCGCGCUCGCCCUCGCUUCAGCUGCGGGCCCACAACAGGUGCCACUAUGCCCGCCACCUACAAAAACUGCACCGAGGAGCCCGUGUGUGGCUCGGACGGGCGCACGUACCCGACACGCUGCGACUUGGAGCGUUCCCAGUGCGAAGGGAACUAUGUGGCGCUAAGCCACACGGGUCCGUGCACCGAGCAGGCACAAGCCGCAGCAGCAGCACGUUGCCUGCUUCAGAAACAGCAGAGCAUGCAGCAACCAGGCUCGUUCGUCCCGGAAUGCUCGCCAGAUGGCGGGUUCGAGCGUGUCCAGUGCCACGAGCUGACAGGAUACUGCUGGUGCGUGGACGCGCAGGGGAGGCCUCUGGCAGGAUCCUCGGUUCACCUGAAAAAACCCAAUUGCACAUCCCGACGACAGGGUUCAUUCCAGCGUAGAGCUUCACACCAGGGACAAGCUAAAACAGGUUGUUCGAGCGUUGAUCGUAGCCAGUUCAACCUGAACUUGGUGGGCAUAUUUCAGAAGGAGUUUGACAGGCUUCCGAAACCUCCUGCUGGCAACGUUACAGGUCGUGUGCCCGCAGUGCUGAGGUGGAAGUUCUCCGAGCUGGACGUCGACGGCGAUGGCUCCCUGCAGCUGCACGAGGUUCGCGACCUGCGGCGGCUGGCACGUCGCAUCGUGGAGCCGCAGGCGUGCGCCCGGGGCCUCGCCCGCUACUGCGACGCCAACCGGGACCGGCUUCUGUCGCUCUCCGAGUGGCUGCACUGUCUUCAGGGGAGCCCCAUGCGCGUGGACAAGGGCGGCAACCCGGAUGCGGCGGUUGCCCUGGCUGGAUCCCUGCGGCCAGACGGCUUGCGGCCUGUCGAGGACGAAGACAAGGACAGCCAGGAGACGCAAGAGCCAGGUGGACCCUGGUCCUUGGGGACUGCCGCGGAUUGCGGUGCUGCGCGGCGACAAGCACAGGAAGCACAACGUGAUGCACCGCGGAUCUACGUGCCUGAGUGCCAACCGGAUGGCCGUACCUACGUGCCGGCACAGUGCCACGAAAACCUCUGCUGGUGCGUGAGCGUGCGCACUGGCCGGCCCCUGCGGGGAACGACGUCCACGUCCCGGCCCGAUUGUGCCUCAUUACUUGGAGACACUUUCAAAGGUUGUCCCUUCAGGAAGAAGCAGCUUUUCUUAGCUGCACUUCUACACAGCUUCGAGAGGGAGCAGCAGCAAGCAGCCACCAGCCCUCUUGGGUCAAAGACCACAGGCGCUGACGUGCUGCGAUGGAAGUUCUCCACGCUUGAUGUCAACCACAAUCAGCAUGUGUGA
This is a messenger RNA of Rhipicephalus microplus (southern cattle tick), 1370 nucleotides long. Its product is annotated as SPARC related modular calcium binding-like protein magu. Gene Ontology annotation, molecular function: calcium ion binding; heparin binding; protein binding. The record is from RefSeq and is a predicted model, not a curated record. Gene Ontology annotation, cellular component: basement membrane. Lineage: Eukaryota; Metazoa; Arthropoda; Arachnida; Ixodida; Ixodidae. Gene Ontology annotation, biological process: extracellular matrix organization.